This is a messenger RNA of Athalia rosae (coleseed sawfly), 1864 nucleotides long. RefSeq lists its product as uncharacterized. The record is from RefSeq and is a predicted model, not a curated record. The transcript has 6 exons. NCBI's taxonomy places the organism in Eukaryota, Metazoa, Arthropoda, Insecta, Hymenoptera, Athaliidae. The coding region runs from base 414 to 1466 and encodes 350 amino acids.
GGUACAACGAACGAUGAGAUGCGAGAGAAAUUUUCUAUCUCCGGUAGAGGCACAAGGAUGGCCCGUCGAUAGCCUGUCUCCUUCGAAUACUAUCUGCACUUGAUGUACAACUGGAGGGGUCUCGGAAAAAGGGAGAUGGUAUCCGAUGGAGGGACACAGGCCCGAGGUUUUCGCUUCGGCGAUGGUCACCAACUCUCGCCAGUCGAAAUGCAACCGCUAACAUAAAACGUAACGUUACUUCGUAUUUUACCCCAGUUCGGUUAAUCAAUUAACAAACGAAAAUACCGACUCGAUAGAUACUCCGGAAGUCCUACGGUCUGUUGUCGCAAAACGCGGAGUAUCGCCGAAGACUGUUAAACUCACACAGAUGUAUUAGAUGCGAACAGCCGGACAAGAAAGUACGGGACAUCGUGAUGGGGUUGAACGGAAUCGAUGAAAAUACAGAAUGUAUCGUCGAGCAGCGUUUCCGGCUGCUCAUGGACGUCGGCUCGAAGAUCCCGGUAGAUUACGAAUCACUGGAAAUAGAUCUACCCCCUUACUACGAUGCCGAAAAGUUCAGGGUAGGACAGAGCGUCUUUCGGAACAACGUUUUCACGAUGAUGGUGGCGAAGCUCGCGGGCCUCUUGACGCUACUCGCCAUACCCUCCAUUCUCGACGUGCUCAUCUUCACCAAACAGAGCGGAACCCCCUGCAACGCGUUCAGAAGAUACGCCGCGACGAUUCUCCAUACCGUUAUUUGGUACCAGAAGGUCCCAGACGAGGCAUCGAAGUUCUUCGCGUCCCUGAAGAAUGUCAAAAGAAAGCAUUGCGUCGCGUUCAAGCGAAGUAUGGAGGCGGGGCUGGAUCGCAUCUCUCAACUGGACAUGGCCCUCACUCAGUUCGGCUUCAUCGGAUUUACUCUGCUCAGCGGCGACGAACUCGGCGUCAAAGCUUCCGCAGCGGAACUCGAGGGACUCGUUCACGUCUGGAGAGUCAUCGGGAGCGUGCUCGGGAUCGAGGAAAGGUUUAACAUCUGCGCGGGCACCACGGAGGAAACGAUAUCCUUGUGCGGUCGGCUUCUGGACGAAGUUUUCGUGCCACGCUUGGCCGAAAAAAGACCGGAAUUCGAGAAGAUGAGGGUCGUUCUUCUGGAGGGGAUAUGGCCGAUAAAUCCGCACAUCGAUCCUUCGGCCUAUACCGCGAUUACUUACAAAUUUGCAAGCGCAGCAACGUCGAACAACAACCAUUCUCUGGAUAUCGACACAUCCUCGAUGUCGCUUUACAGCAGGUUUAUAUUCGCUCUGCAAUCGUUCGUCCACAAAAACCUCCUAAGGACAAGCCUGUGGUGGUCUCCGAUUUUCCGAGCUUAUUUUAACGCCAAUAUGUUGCUGUCGAUAUUCCUCACCGAGCACUGCCCGUUCCUCGCCUACUGGAUCUUUGGGAAACGGCGAUCUCGAGUCGAUAUUUAUAAGAUACAUAUGGAAUGAUUUCGAAGAGAAAUCAAAGAUCCGACGUAAUACUCAUCCAAUAGCAAUUAUCUUAUCUAGUUCACGGAAAACAAGGUCUAAUAAUAAUAUGUACAUGUAUACGUUAUAGGUAAGUAGCGUAUAAAAGUGUGAGAAAUAAAGCAAUAUUUCGGUGUUUCCUCACUUUCGGUUAGUAACGAUGUGCAGUUUUCGUGCACAUCGAUGGAUAAAAGUAACAAGCUUUUCCAAACUUGAAACGUAUACGUAAAGUUAGUUUUUUCUAUUUAUAUACCAUGUCGUUCGGCAAGAUGACUCACUGGGUUUUAAAAAUAGCGAAGAUGUUUUAUUUCCAUAGCUUGAAACGCCUAUCACUUAGCUGAUUACAAUAUCCUGUUUCUCAAUAAAAUUUGUACCUGGUA